CAAAGCUUUAUACAUAAUGCCGGCUCUUUCAAGGAAAUCUUGCAAUAUGAAUCCAGCCUCGGCCGUGAUUCCACGACCGUCCGGCAUUCUUCAAGAUCUUUUGAUGACGGGCCGAGCGUCGGACGUGUCUACUUACUACCACGCACGGGACGUGCGAUGAUCCCACGUAUAUGCGUUGCAACCAUCCUAUUAAAUCUCGGAUUGCGCCCGUGGCAGUAAGCCCCGCUUCGAUUGGAAAUGAAUGCUGUGACGUACCCUCGAACUUGCUGCUGUUCAGGGACAUGCCAAAAAGAGUCGGCAACAAUUGAUCGUUAACCCUCGAUGCAUUUGCUUACACCUGCACUUCGCGCGACUCGGACAAUCUCUAUUAGACCACGUGUCACCUACCUGAAUCGCACUUCCUUCCAGCUUCAUAGCCCUCUCAGCACCACGCCUAUCAUGUCCAAACCCCACCCCGAUUUCGAGCAGCUUCAAGCUUCCCGCCCGGACUUCCGCCACGAUGCCGAGGUGAUCGUAUCCAAGUCCCCGAACCCGACCUGGAAACAAGGCGAUGGCGCCAACGAUGGUGGGGAGAGCCUCAAAAAGGACCACGUCGAGAUCGAUCCCUAUGCCGACGGCCGGCCCGUCGCAUCCAACUACAAGCUUCUGAUCUCGGGCAUGGUGCCUCGACCCAUCUCCCUGAUCAGUACGCAGUCGGCGGACGGGAAGACUACGAACCUUGCACCGUUCAGCUACUCGCAGAUCGUCAAUCAUGAUCCACCCAUGUUUGUCGUCGGCUUCGUGGGCUCAUUGGAGAAGGCCAAGGAUACAUUGAAGAAUCUGACUGAGACGAAGGAAUGCGUGAUCAAUAUCAUCUCGGAGCACUUCCUCGAAGCUGCCAAUUCGACUUCGAUCAAUGCGCCUUACGGUCACUCGGAGUGGGAGGUCUCGGGUCUUACCCAGGGUCCGACCUCUGUGGUUAAGCCUGCGCGUGUGAAGGAAUCGAUCUUCGCCGUUGAGGGGAAGCUGGUUGAGGUCAAGGAGUUUGAGAGUCGGGCUAAUCCUGGAAAGCCGAGUAGUGUGCUGGCUAUUAUUGAGGGUGUGCGAUUCUGGGUGCGCGAAGACGCGAUUGAUAAGGAGCAGAGUGUCAUCGACCUCGAGGUUCUCAAGCCGAUCAGUCGUCUGGGUGGCAUCUCGUAUGGUCGUACCACCGAUGUGAUUGAGAUCCCCCGCCCGCAAUUUUGAGACUUUGCAGACGUAUAGACAUACACCGUGUGCGCUUUGGCGAACCCAGGGAAAGAGCCUAGACUCGGAUAACAAUUUAACGACCCAUAAAUAUCACUCAAGAAUACAUUUCAAAGCAC
This is a messenger RNA of Penicillium subrubescens, 1343 nucleotides long. RefSeq names its product flavin reductase family protein. The transcript is spliced from 2 exons. The record is from RefSeq and is a predicted model, not a curated record. Lineage: Eukaryota; Fungi; Ascomycota; Eurotiomycetes; Eurotiales; Aspergillaceae. Bases 322 to 1224 code for a protein of 300 amino acids. Gene Ontology annotation, molecular function: FMN binding.